This is a messenger RNA of Vigna radiata var. radiata (mung bean), 896 nucleotides long. RefSeq names its product ubiquitin-conjugating enzyme E2-23 kDa. Gene Ontology annotation, biological process: protein polyubiquitination; ubiquitin-dependent protein catabolic process. Lineage: Eukaryota; Viridiplantae; Streptophyta; Magnoliopsida; Fabales; Fabaceae. Gene Ontology annotation, molecular function: ubiquitin conjugating enzyme activity. The transcript has 7 exons. The record is from RefSeq and is a predicted model, not a curated record. Gene Ontology annotation, cellular component: nucleus. The coding region runs from base 135 to 692 and encodes 185 amino acids.
ACCCACUCCCUAUAUAUGUGUUUCUCCUCAUUUCCUUUCUCAAUUCUCUUCUUUUCAAUUACUCUCUGAUCACAACGCCAUCACCAUAACGCUACAAGGGUUUCAGGUUGAAAUAAGUGAUUUGUAUAAUCAAAAUGUCAUCUCCAAGCAAGAGAAGAGAAAUGGAUGUUAUGAAAUUGAUGAUGAGUGAUUAUACAGUGGAGACGAUAAACGAUGGACUUAGUGAAUUCAAUGUUGAGUUUCAUGGUCCAAAAGAAAGUCUUUAUGAAGGUGGUGUCUGGAAAAUUCGUGUUGAGCUUCCUGAUGCUUACCCAUAUAAAUCCCCUUCUAUUGGCUUUGUGAACAAAAUAUUCCAUCCUAAUGUCGAUGAGUUAUCUGGCUCUGUAUGCUUGGAUGUCAUUAACCAAUCUUGGAGCCCAAUGUUUGAUCUUUUAAAUGUCUUUGAAGUUUUUCUUCCACAACUCCUGCUUUAUCCAAAUGCUUCAGAUCCUCUCAAUGGCGAUGCAGCAUCGUUAAUGAUGAAGGAUAAAAAGUUGUAUGACCAGAAAGUUAAAGAGUACUGUGAGCGGUAUGCUAAGAAGGAAAACAUUAGCAACUCUACAGCUGGUGAGGAGAGUGGAGAUGAGGAAGACAUCAGUGAAGAAGACAGUGGAUCUAGUGAUGAUGACAUUCCUGGUCAUGCUGAUCCUUAAGCGGGUUUAAUGGUCUCCCAAUUAUACCUUUAAAGGGUCCAUGUAAUACCAAUCAAAGCAUUAUUACAUCAUUGUUACUUGUUCAAUUAUAAGACGUAGGAAUUAUAUUCACUGUUUCUGCUUGUAAAAUUACAGUUCUCAUUCCUCAGUAAUUUCAUGAAAAGCUAUAAUAUAAUAUAUAGUUAGCGCUUUAGUUGAAUUUUA